Papaver somniferum (opium poppy) is the source of this 1985-nucleotide messenger RNA. RefSeq names its product probable membrane-associated kinase regulator 2. Bases 475 to 1737 code for a protein of 420 amino acids. NCBI's taxonomy places the organism in Eukaryota, Viridiplantae, Streptophyta, Magnoliopsida, Ranunculales, Papaveraceae. The record is from RefSeq and is a predicted model, not a curated record. The transcript is spliced from 2 exons. Gene Ontology annotation, cellular component: plasma membrane.
UUAAAAUGGGUAUUUACCGUGUACAAUAGAGUGCAAUGGAAAAUGCUUUUUUCUUUCUUUCUUCUUGCUUCUGACUCUGGAAGAGAGACCUCACAUGCUUCUGACUUCUGUACAUCUCCAGCACCACGUACCCCUCCAGACCUCCAUUAAAAUACAACAACUCACAGUACCAGCAACAACAAAUUUAAAGCAGAUUCAGUACUACUACCAAACAACCAAACCGAACCCCUUCUCUCUGUUAAAAGCACUAUUCCCUCCCCUCUCUCUCUGUUUUCUCUGUCACAUUUUUUAAAUUAUAAUUCAGUACUCUGUUUUCUUUUCUUUUUUUUAGUAUUUCCUCACUCUGUUUUUCAAUUUCUCAUUUUCACCACUUUCUUAUCCAAGUAUAUUGAAAUAGUAAAAACCAGACCAGACCCAUUACAUAAAUCAAACACCCAUCUUUCAGAAAUCACUCAAAUUCUGGCAUUCCCAACAAUGGAAGCUUUUAGUUUACUCAAGUAUUGGAGAGUUGGUGGUAGUAAUGGAGUUAAUAAAACUACUGAGAAACAACAGCAGCAACAACCCAUUGCUACUACUACUAUUGCUACUACUGUUAGUGAAAUGAGUGUUGAAGAUGAAGGAGAAGAAUGUGUUGUUGAUGGUGAUGCUGAUGAUGAAGGACCAUUUUUUGAUCUGGAAUUUACAGUCCCUGAUGAUGAUGAAGAAGAUAACAAUGGUGGAGAAGAAGAAGACAAAGAUGAUGAUGGUGAUUCUGUAACAACAGUUGAGGAUGGGUUUGAUUUUACAGUAUCUCCUGGUUCUGUAACAAGUGGUGGAAAUCAAAUUGAUUCUUCACCAAAUAAUUUAACAUUUUCUCCUUCUGAUGAUAUUUUCUUCAAAGGGGAUGGUGGCAAAUCAGUUUCUCCUCUGUUUCAAUCUUCAUCUUCUACAACUUCAACUUCAUCAUCAGUUGAGAGUGGUAUUAAUAAUAAUCCUAAAGUUCAAUUUCCUGUUUCUUUAAUCAAAACAGCUACUAAAAUCAGGGUUUUCAUGUUGGGGCUUAAGAGUAACAGUAGUAAUCCUAAACCCAAAUCAGAUGAUCAAAAACCAGAGGAGAAACAGAGCACCAUCAGAACAGAGCUAAAACAGAGUAGGAAGUUUGUUACUGUAAAAUUCAGAGUUGACGAAAUCCUACCAAUGAUUUCAUUAUUCACUAGAGAUACUUCAUCUUCUUCUGCUGCUUCAAAUAACAACAAAAUCAUGUCCUCGUCUCAAGAAGAAAUCGAAGUAGAAGAUGAAGAAGGGAGGAAAUUGAUCUCUAAAGAUGUUGUUCAGAAAUAUCUGAAAAUGAUUAAGCCUCUGUAUGUGAGAGUUUCUAAGAGAUACAACAACAAUGGUGGUGCAUUUUCUCCAUUACAACCCAAGAUUGAAAUUGAUGAAUCAUUGUCUUCGAAGAGAAAACAGGGGGUGAGUAAUUUACCAAAUGGACUAAGAAUUGUUAGAAAACAUUUAGGGAAAAGUCGAUCAGCAUCAUCAGUGAACCCUGUAACAACAAAUUCUUCUUCAUCAGGAGGGGUUCAAUCAAAGAGAAGAGAUGAUUCAUUGUUACAACAACAAGACGGGAUUCAGAGUGCCAUUCUACAUUGUAAACGUUCUUUUAAUUCUUCCAGAGAUACUGAUUCGUGUCCAAGAUCAUCUACGGAAUCACAUGAGAUAUCAACUAGAACUUCAAUUGAUGAAGCAGCAGCUGGGAAGUGAGAGCUUAGUAGAGGUUCUGUACUAUUGUUAAGGUGUUUAGGCAGGCUUCUUCUCAUUUGAUUUUGCUUUCUGUACAAAUUUUAGAGACCCUUUGAUGAUUAGAAUGUAGUGUAGAUGAAUGAUCAUAUGAUUAUCAGAUCUUCUUUGUAGAAAUCUCGACUGAUUUUGUUAGUGUUUUAGUUUUUUUUGGAUCUCUCAGUGUUCAGAAUUGAAAAAUUCUCCUAUUUUCGUGUAGAUCAUUAUCUUGC